CGCCGAUUCCAUGAGUGUGCUCACGCUAAUGUUGUUCAUGACAACACACAUUAACUUUACAACUACAGUUUUCAGGAUCCUUUGACGCGGUGACUUGUUCACCCAAGCAACUAGGCCUAUUCGUUGAUGGAAUAAGUGUAUAUUGGAAUACUGGAAAACUAUUCGUACCUUGUUAGUGAGUGUAGAUUGACCUAGCGCGCAGUAGUUUUGGAUAUCAUGGCUGUUGAUAAUCAGACUGUUGUGUACAUUUCAGAACAGAUAGUUAUUUUGAUUUCGUGUGCCCUGUCUUUUUUGGGCUCUUUACUUAUUAUCUUUACGUACAUCAUUUGGCCAGAUUUGAGGACAACGCCGAGAACACUUCUGGUCUACUUGUCAGUGGCUGACUUGUUGUCUGCGGGCUCGUACGCAUACGGAGUUUGGAGUGUCUUUGAAUCAAACUCUGUGGAUUGCGUCGUUCAAGGAGCGAUAUCUACUUUCUCCAACACCAGUUCGUUUUUCUGGACUGUCGCUAUCGCUAUAUACCUGUACAUUUUAAUCGUCAAGUCGAAUCAAAGACAAGCUGACAGCUUCGUGUUAUGUUUUCACGUUAUCAGCUGGGGCAUCCCUCUAGGUAUCACAGUAGCAGCUCUGGCUCUGGGCCGUAUUGGCUACGAUGCAUCGGAGGUGUCUGUGGGCUGGUGCUGGGUGAGGAUCCAGGCUCCAGACCAUGUUUUGUGGAUGCUGCUCACUGGGAAGAUAUGGGAGUUCCUGGCCUAUCUCACCCUCCCCGUCCUCUACGUCCUCAUCAAGAAGCACAUCCACAGAGCGCAUGCGGCUCUGUCUGAGUACCGGCCCAUCCUGGCCUGCAGUCCUCUGUCCCAGUCCCUUUCCAAUAUGGCCGAUAGGAAGUUGACCCUAAUCCCCAUCAUCUUCAUCGCCCUGCGUAUCUGGAGUACCGUGCGUUUCCUGCUGAUGCUGGCUGACUCGCCCGCCAGGCAGAACCCUGUGCUCGUCACGCUACAUGGCAUUGGGAACACCUUCCAGGGAGCUGCAAACUGUAUCAUGUUUGUCCUGUUCACCCAGCCAAUCCGCUCCCGUCUCUCCACCAUGCUCUGCUGCUGCUCCUGCAGGGUCAGGUCUGGGGCCUCCCUCAUACCCUCCAACACACCCAACCACAGUGGUUUGGGCCUGGAUGUGGAGACCCCCUCACAACCAGAGGACACCCCGAAUACCAGCUCUCGUGGCUGGCCGGACGGCUGCUGACCCUGGAUCUGAAUGGCUAGACGGAGCACGCUCGCACCCUGACUGGCUUUCUGAGACACUUUUCACACUACUGAGCCGAGCUGUACUUCGCUGGCCACAUCCUCUGCUAUAGAUGCCUGGUGCUGUGUGAAAGCAGAGCAUCAGAGCUAGCACCGACGUUGAGUUGGGGGGUUGGAAACAAGCCUCCAUACUGCAGUCCACUCAUUAAUGCAAGUGGGGGGGGGGGGGGGUUGCAAAUUCUGCAGACAUGUGCACGUUGUACGGCCUCUCCUGACAGGCCACACAUUCAACAUGCACUUUAGGUGAUGCGUGUUUAAUGCUUUGAUUAUCCUCAUGUCGUUUUUGUUGGAAGAGAUUACUUGCUGUGCUCAGUGACUAGCAUUGGACCAUCCAUAAGGAUGAACAUUAAGGUCAUUCUAGCGGUGAAGUUGUACAUAGGGGCUCUGGUCUAUAGUAGUGCACUAUAUAGGGAAUAGGGCUCUGGUCUAUAGUAGUGCACUAUAUAGGGAAUAGGGCUCUGGUCUAUAGUAGUGCACUAUAUAGGGAAUAGGGCUCUGGUCUAUAGUAGUGCACUAUAUAGGGAAUAGGGCUCUGGUCUAUAGUAGUGCACUAUAUAGGGAAUAGGGCUCUGGUCUAUAGUAGUGCACUAUAUAGGGAAUAGGGCUCUGGUCUAUAGUAGUGCACUAUAUAGGGAAUAGGGCUCUGGUCUAUAGUAGUGCACUAUAUAGGAAAUAGGGCUCUGGUCUAUAGUAGUACCACUAUAUAGGGAAUAGGGCUCUGGUCUAUAGUAGUACCACUAUAUAGGGAAUAGGGUGCCAUUUGGGAAGCACAUGUGGAUGUAUUUUUUAAAGUUUUUUUUCCCCCCAAGGCAACAUUUUAUGUUCUAACAUAUCGGUGUCUUCCUAUUCUUGUAUUAGAGAAACAGACAGUGCAAUUUAAUAGUGUUAUUUUUAUACCAGGUUAUCGUUGAGUUUAUAGCAUUGUUUAACAAUGUACUUUUGUAUAUCAAAUUAAUUUUGCAUCUAUACUGUUUUUGUAAAUGGCACCAUAUCAUUACUACCAAUGACGUUUACAAAAGCCCACAACCUACUGAAAGAUGGCGUCGAAUUUGGCUGUACGAAGAGUCUACGUUCUGAAAAGGGCUCUCGCUCAACAUAGUAUAUUGGUAAAGGUGUGAAGGUAAAGGGGUGAAGGUGUGAAGUUAAAGGUGUGAAGGUGAAGGUAAAGGUGUAAAGAUGAAGGUGAAGGGGUGAAGGUGUGAAGUUAAAGGUGUGAAGGUGAAGGUAAAGGUGUAAAGAUGAAGGUGAAGGGGUGAAGGUGUGAAGGUAAAGGUGUGAAGGUGAAGGUAAAGGUGUGAAGGUGAAGGUAAAGGUGUAAAGGUGAAGGUAAAGGGGUGAAGGUGUGACUGUAAAGGUGUGAAGGUGAAGGUAAAGGUGUGAAGGUGAAGGUAAAGGUGUAAAGGUGAAGGUGUGAAGGUAAAGGGGUGAAGGUGUGAAGGUAAAGGUGUGCCUUAUCAAUAGCUGUCUACUUUGCCUACUCUUUCUACUUCUUUAGUUUUUUUUUAACUGACGUUUUUGAAAUGUAAAUCAUAAUAAAGACUGAUCUCUGAGCUA
Oncorhynchus kisutch (coho salmon) is the source of this 2855-nucleotide messenger RNA. RefSeq names its product G protein-coupled receptor 157 (gene gpr157). The transcript has 4 exons. Gene Ontology annotation, biological process: cell surface receptor signaling pathway; adenylate cyclase-activating G protein-coupled receptor signaling pathway. The record is from RefSeq and is a predicted model, not a curated record. Lineage: Eukaryota; Metazoa; Chordata; Actinopteri; Salmoniformes; Salmonidae. The coding region runs from base 217 to 1242 and encodes 341 amino acids. Gene Ontology annotation, molecular function: G protein-coupled receptor activity; cAMP binding. Gene Ontology annotation, cellular component: plasma membrane.